This is a messenger RNA of Zymoseptoria tritici IPO323, 402 nucleotides long. RefSeq lists its product as uncharacterized. NCBI's taxonomy places the organism in Eukaryota, Fungi, Ascomycota, Dothideomycetes, Mycosphaerellales, Mycosphaerellaceae. The transcript has a single exon. The coding region runs from base 1 to 402 and encodes 133 amino acids. The record is from RefSeq and is a predicted model, not a curated record.
AUGAUCGGAGACAAGUCGGACCACUCGGAACGUGAGGAGAAUGGCGAGAGCGUCCACGAUGGAGACGACAAGAGAUCCUUUGAUGCUGCUGAAGACGAGCAAAGGCCUCGUACUCCACCGCCGGCCUACCGACAUCUAGAGCGCGCGCCAUCUUACGCUACGCAAGACACGACGGCAGAUCAGACCUUUAAGCGUGAAGAGGUGACCAGCUCGCAAUCGACCUCGGCCGGCUUUGCGUCCGCAGCCAGGAUUAAUGCUGUAAUGGGCCCUCCUCCGCCAAAGGAGGAGAAGAAGACCAGCCGAUGGAAGCGCUGGCAGCAAGACAGACAGGAAAUGCGAGAGCUCGGUGCGCCAAAACACGACAGCGAUAAGACCUGGAAAUGUCGCGGCGAUACUGGCUGA